Messenger RNA from Pogonomyrmex barbatus (red harvester ant), 1013 nucleotides. RefSeq names its product Proteasome beta5 subunit (gene Prosbeta5). Gene Ontology annotation, cellular component: cytoplasm; proteasome core complex. The record is from RefSeq and is a predicted model, not a curated record. Gene Ontology annotation, molecular function: threonine-type endopeptidase activity. NCBI's taxonomy places the organism in Eukaryota, Metazoa, Arthropoda, Insecta, Hymenoptera, Formicidae.
AAUCGAGGCAAUGACAAGCAGUCGAUGAUCAAUGCAAAAAUGGCGCUCGCCGAGGUUUGUGGUAUCAACUCCUCCGUUGAUUUCGGUUAUUCACGAGAAAAUGAGAAAAUCGCUGGCGAAAUCGAGGCAUAUACCAGAAAUUUUACCAACAAUCUGCAACUGGCAGUGCCGCCGUUCGUAAACCCAGCUGAAACUCUUGGCCGUAUAGCUCAAGGUACUGAUGAAACGGGGAAGAGUUUAAAAAUCAAGUUUGAUCAUGGAACUACAACUUUGGGUUUUCAAUAUCAAGGUGGUAUUGUUCUGGCAGUGGAUUCACGUGCAACUGGAGGACAGUUCAUUGGUUCAUCCACCAUGAAGAAGAUAGUAGAAAUCAACGAUUAUCUUCUUGGGACUCUUGCUGGUGGCGCUGCUGAUUGCGUCUACUGGGAUCGAGUCUUAGCAAGACAGUGUCGCAUGUACGAACUUAGAAAUAGAGAGCGUAUCUCUAUUGCGGCAGCAAGCAAACUUUUAUCGAACAUGAUUUAUAAUUUCAAAGGAAUGGGCCUGAGUAUCGGUAUGAUGUUGGCUGGAUGGGACAAACGCGGUCCUGGACUUUAUUACGUUGAUUCCGAGGGCACUCGUACUCCUGGAAAAGUUUUCAGCGUGGGCUCUGGAUCCGUAUUUGCAUUUGGUGUUCUGGAUUCAGGUUAUCGAUGGGAUUUAACUGAUGAACAAGCUUAUGAACUUGGAAGAAGGUCGAUUUAUCACGCUACACACAGAGAUGCUUAUUCUGGCGGUAUUAUAAGAGUUUAUCAUAUGAAAUCAACCGGCUGGGUGCAUAUUUCAGAUCAAGAUUCCAAGGACUUGCAUUAUAUGUAUCGUGCUGAAAAACCAAUAGAACCAACACCGAGCACUUCCUCCUAGAUUUAAUUAUCAAAUACACACUGUGCAGGCUAAUCAUUUAUGAAAUAAAACGAAAUGGUUUCUAUAUGUAUAAUUUAUGAUAAAUCGUCGUGUUGAUUUCAACACUUCCA